Paraphaeosphaeria sporulosa is the source of this 1524-nucleotide messenger RNA. Its product is annotated as cytochrome P450 monooxygenase-like protein. The coding region runs from base 1 to 1524 and encodes 507 amino acids. Gene Ontology annotation, molecular function: heme binding; monooxygenase activity; iron ion binding. The record is from RefSeq and is a predicted model, not a curated record. The transcript is spliced from 4 exons. Lineage: Eukaryota; Fungi; Ascomycota; Dothideomycetes; Pleosporales; Didymosphaeriaceae.
AUGUCUACGGCCGCGGCGAGCACUGGCCUAGUCGGCCAGCUGACCAGCGCAUCCGCCUCGCAGAUUUUCCUUUCUUUCAUUGUUAUUUUGACUGCUCGUUUCAUUCUGAGAGGCGUCUACCGUGUCUAUUUCCAUCCUCUUUCCAAAUACCCUGGUCCUAAGCUCCAUGCCUUCACGAGGAUCCCGCAGAUGAUUGGCCUAUGGAAGGGAGAGCCACAUAAACGCAUUGAAGCUAUUCACGCAAAGUAUGGACGUGUGGUCCGAACUGCCCCAGAUGAAAUCAGCUACAUCGAUCCUGAAGCAUGGAAAUUCGUCCACGGCCACGGCGACACAAAAGCUCAAGGCUCGAGGCCGCAAAAACACUGGAUCCGCUCUGGGAAUGAUGUCACCGAUACCCCGUCUCUUCUCUUUGCGCCUACUGGAUCUCACUCUCGCAUGCGACGUGUAUUCCACUCUGCCUUCUCUGACCGUUCUCUAAAGCUCCAGGAGCCGCUUAUUAUCAAGUACAUCGACUUACUCCGAGAACGGCUUAGGGAAAAGGCACCGCAGGGAGCUAUCGACAUUGUCAAAUACUUCAACUUCACAACAUUUGAUGUCAUGGGCGAUCUGGCUUUCGGAGAAUCAUUACACAUGUUGAACAACGAUGAGUAUGACCCAUGGGUGGCGAACACGUUUGAGUACUUGAAGACCUUUACGUUCCUUGAGAUGUGCCAGUACUACGCGGUUACCCGGUACGGCGUCCGCCAGCUGAUGAAGCUCAUGGCCAAGCAGAGACAGGAGCAUUUCCAAUACACUGUUGACAAGGUCAACAAGCGUGUCGACCAAGGCCGUGCAACCGAUGGUCAUGAUCUUUGGACUCUCGUAUUGGACAAAGAAGGAAAGCGUGAAGGUUUGUCUCGUGGGGAGAUGUUUGCCAACGCCAACCUGUUCAUGGUUGCUGGAACAGAGACUACUGCCACUAUCAGCGCCGGAUUUGCAUACCUAAUGUGCAAGAAUCCUGAAGUGUACGCGAAAUUCAAGAAGGAGGUCCGCGAAACAUUCAAGAGCCAAGACGAGAUCAACAUCGAAAGGGCUCAAGCUCUGCCAUACCUUAACGCCUGCCUGAAAGAGGCUCUUCGUGUGUACCCACCAGUUAGCAACGCUCAGCCUAUGCUUACGCCUGCGGAUGGAACCACGGUCAUGGGAGAGUUCAUGCCUCCGAAUACUGUUGUAUCUAUCCCGCAGUAUGCCAUGUACCGAUCAGAGACCAACUUCAAGCACGCUCUCGAGUAUAUACCUGAGCGCUGGCUGGGCGACGAACGCUUUGAGAGCGACAACCGAAAAGCGUUCGAGCCGUUCCACGUUGGUCCUCGUGAUUGCCUGGGCAAGAACUUGGCAUGGCACGAGAUGCGUCUCAUUGCUGCGAAAGUUCAUCAUCAGUUUGACUUUGAGCUCAGCCCCGAAAGUGACGGCUGGACCGACCAGAAGAUUUUCAUUCUUAACCAGAAGGAGCCGCUGUACAUGAAGCUCAAGGCCGUCUACUAG